AUGGCGGGGAAAGAGAGGAUAGGAAAACGAGCGGGGGAAUAUUCCAAGCAUCUUCAUGAUCAAUCGUUUAUCUUCAGGGAAUCAUUACGAGGUUCCAGAAAAUUGCUAUUGCUUGAAAAUUGCAAAAGUAACGGAAGGAAGGAGUUAUCGGGGUGUAAAAAUGAUGCUCAUUCAAAUUGCACCGUAAUCGAAACUGGUUAUGCAAAUAAUGCUUACAUAGCUGGUGACACAUUUUGUGACAGUACUAGUAUGAAUGAAAGUGAACCAAUUCCACUUGAACAGGUAAUGAUAUCAAUGAAUCGUGUCGCAGAACAUUUAGAGAAACGUGAAGGACGUGAGGAAGAAUCAAAACUGUUACGUGAUUUCUUUACGCAGAAACCUGUACAACAAGCUAUCGAAAGUAAUGUUAUUGUUCAUAUGAAGAAUAAUAAGGUAUUAUUUUAUAGUAUAUAUCAUCUAACAUUGAAUGUCACAUAA
Loa loa (African eye worm) is the source of this 477-nucleotide messenger RNA. RefSeq lists its product as hypothetical. The transcript has 2 exons. Bases 1 to 477 code for a protein of 158 amino acids. Lineage: Eukaryota; Metazoa; Nematoda; Chromadorea; Rhabditida; Onchocercidae. The record is from RefSeq and is a predicted model, not a curated record.